GACUAUAACAACAGAUAAAGGGAUGGACCUGUGGCCAUUGCUGUAGGAUCCUAAGUCCAGGUGAUCAUUUUGAACGAAACAUCGACAAAAAUUGAAAACAUUCACAUGAUAUCUGCAGUACAGUGAUGGACCAGAAUCAACAUUUGAGUAAGACAGCAGAGGCACAACAUUCUGAGAAAAGGAAAACUAGAAACUACUGCAAUGGAUUCAAGAUGUUCUUGGCAGCCCUGUCACUCAGCUUUAUUUCUAAGACACUAAGUGCAAUCAUUAUGAAAGGUUCCAUCACUCAAAUAGAAAGGAGAUUUGACAUAUCAUCUUCUACUGUUGGCUUAAUUGAUGGAAGCUUUGAAAUGGGAAAUUUGCUUGUGAUUUUAUUUGUGAGUUACUUUGGAGCCAAAUUACACAGACCAAAACUAAUCGGAAUUGGUUGCUUCGUUAUGGGAAUUGGAAGUAUUUUGACUGCUUUACCUCAUUUCUUCAUGGGAUAUUACAGGUUUUCUAAAGACACCCCUAUUAAUCCAUCAGAGAAUUCAACAUCAAGCUUAUCAACUUGUUUGAUUAAUCAAAAUUUGUUACUCAAUAGAACAUCACUGGAUAUAGUGGGCAAAGGUUGGGAAAAGGAAUCUGGGUCACAUAUGUGGAUAUAUAUUCUAUUGGGUAAUAUGCUUCGUGGAAUUGGGGAAACGCCCAUAACACCCUUGGGGAUUUCUUACAUCGAUGAUUUUGCUAAAGAAGGACAUUCUUCUUUUUAUUUAGGUAAUUUGUUUGCAGUAACAAUGAUUGGUCCAAUCAUUGGCUUUUUACUCGUAUCUCUGUUUUCUAAAAUGUAUGUGGAUGUUGGAUACAUAGAUCUGAGCACUAUCAGAAUAACUCCUAAGGACUCUCGUUGGGUUGGUGCGUGGUGGCUUGGUUUCCUUGUGGCUGGAAUAAUAUCCAUUAUUUCUUCUAUACCAUUCUUUUUCUUGCCCAAAAAUUUGGAUAAACCAAGGAAAGAAAAAAAAGCUUCAGUAUCUUUGCCUGUGCAAAAUGAGGAAAAGAGUCAAAUGGCUCAUUUGAUCAAGCAGGGGCAAAAUGUUAGUGAAACUGUAGCUGGUUUUUUCCAGUCCUUGAAAAACAUCCUUACCAAUCCCCUGUAUGUUAUAACAUUAGUUUUGACACUGCUACAAGCCAGCAGCCAUAUUGGAAUUAUUACUUAUGUCUUCAAAUAUGUAGAACAGCAGUAUGGCCAGUCAGCAUCUGAGACUAGCAUUUUGUUUGGAUUCAUAACCAUACCAACUUUUGCAUCUGGAGUGUUUACAGGAGGAUAUAUCAUUAAAAAAUUCAAAUUUACCUUGGUUGGAAUUGCGAAAUUUUCAUUUUGUAGUCAUAUGUUGUCCUUCCUAUUUCACCUAUUAAAUUUUGCGCUAAUCUGUGAAAACAAAUCAGUUGCUGGACUAACCUUGACUUAUGAUGGAAAUAAUCCAGUGGCAUCUCAUAUAAAUGUACCACUUUCUUAUUGCAACUCUGACUGCAAUUGUGAUCAAAGUCAAUGGGAACCACUCUGUGGAGACAAUGGAAUAACUUACAUAUCACCUUGUUUAGCAGGAUGCAAAUCUUCAAGUGGCAGUAAAAAUUCUGUUAUGUUUCAUAACUGUAGUUGUGUGGAAGUAAAUGGUUUCCAGAGCAGAAAUAACUCAAUGAAGUUGGGUGAAUGCCCCAAAAAUGAUCAAUGUACAAGAAAAUUUUAUGUUUAUAUAGUAGUGCAAAUAUUUAUCUUUUUUUCUUCUGCAUUGGGAAGCACCUCAAAUAUCAUGCUGGUUUUUAAAAAUGUUGAACCUGAACUGAAAUCACUUGCCAUGGGUUUCCAUUCACUAACUAUUCGAACACUAGGAGGAAUUCCAGCUCCUAUAUAUUUUGGGGCUCUGAUUGAUAGAGCUUGUAUGAAGUGGUCUGUCAACAACUAUGGGAAGCAAGGGUCUUGUCGGAUAUACAAUUCCACAUUAUAUGGAAAUACUUUCUUUGGCUUGACUACAGGCUUAAAACUCCCAGCUCUUGUUUUAUAUGUUGUAUUAAUUUCUGUUAUGAAGAAAAAAUAUCAAAGAAAAGAUAUCAAGACAUCAGAAAAUGAAAGAAAAUCCGUGAACGAAGCGAAUUUAGAACCGUUAAGUAGUGAUGCCGCAGUGGACCAUGAAACACAUAUUUAAGGGGAGAAAAAAAAUUAUUCUGCUGCUGUGUUUUCAACUAACAUUGUAUUAAUUGAGUAGGAUGUUAUUUUUGAGCAGUUCCUGGUCCCUUCACUGACAAUUUUCACAUUCUAUACUAAUGAUGGAACAAUGAAUCACCUAUGAAUUUAUGACAAUGAAACAAACUAUAAAUGGGAAAAAAUGGGAGUACUCAUUGUUAAGGUGUGGCUAUGCAUUUGUGGUUAAGAUUAGAAUAUAUGAUCCAUACAAAUUUAAAGUGAAAUGUAUGGUUAAUAUGUAAUAGAAGAAAAUGUAUUUGCUCAGGUAAUUGUAACGCAAUAAAACCGGUGACUAGAAGAUAGGUAGACGUGAAAAAGGAAGAGAGAAAUUAAUAGUCUAAAUAAGAAGAAAAGCUUAAUACCUUUCUUUUUAAAACAAGAACCAAAACCAGUUUGGACUAUGUUACUCAAGCCUGAAGUCUAGUAUGAUGGAGGGCUUAUGCUAUCGUGACAUCUGUCAUUCAUGUGUUAAGUCAUAUAUUUCCCAGACCUUAUUAAUUUCUAAUUUGACUAUCAGCACUUGAUACAUCUUCUUCCAACCUCUCAUUAAAAUACUGCUGAAGAAAUAGAACUAAUAGAAAAUUUCCAAGCUGCAACUGUCAGACAACGUAUUACAGAAUGUGUUAAGUUUCUUUCAAGCCCAUGGAUAUGGAUUAAGAAACGCUGACAUUAACCUGAGAAAGCAAAGCCCAUUUAAAAGAUGUGUCUUCAUUUUGUUUGUCUGCUCUCUGGCAGAAAUGGAGUCUGCACCAAAUCAUUUACCAACUCUCUCUCAAUUGCAUGGCUUUUUGUGUGUUUCUGUUUGGUGCACAGAGAUCUUUCACACCCUCACAAGUAGGAUAAGAAGUAGAGUGAAUGAGAACAAAUAUUUGAAUACUGCAUUUGCUAGUGAUGGCAGCUUUAUUAUAGUGAAUGCUAAAGUUGUAGUUUUUAUUCUGAAUGGCAAAAAAAAAAAAAUGCGGGUCAUCAGAUUCAACUGUGAAACACUUUUUUAAAAGAAACCACAAUCAUACACCCACAUGAGAUUCUGAUUCAAAACAUUUGUGAUACAGCCAGGACAUCUCCUUUAAAAAAAAAUUCACAUAGAGCCCUUGAUAAAGAGACAAAAAAACAAGCCACAUGACAGGAGAAGAUGUUCCUGAGUAUACCAAAGUCACACAACAUGAAUGCUUGCUACAAUCUUGGAAUUACACUGGAAGUUAUAUAUAUUAACCUAUUCUCAAACAGUAAACCUGAGAAAAGAUUCAUUAAUCACAAAAGCAGAAAUUUGGAAAAAUCACCCACAGCUGGUUGAUGGGUCUGAUGGGAUCUUGUAUCAUUAAAAAAAAA
Messenger RNA from Delphinapterus leucas (beluga whale), 3550 nucleotides. RefSeq names its product solute carrier organic anion transporter family member 1B3-like. Gene Ontology annotation, molecular function: bile acid transmembrane transporter activity; protein binding. Gene Ontology annotation, cellular component: basolateral plasma membrane. The record is from RefSeq and is a predicted model, not a curated record. Lineage: Eukaryota; Metazoa; Chordata; Mammalia; Artiodactyla; Monodontidae. Gene Ontology annotation, biological process: transmembrane transport; sodium-independent organic anion transport; bile acid and bile salt transport.